Anopheles coustani is the source of this 1179-nucleotide messenger RNA. RefSeq lists its product as uncharacterized. The coding region runs from base 1 to 1179 and encodes 392 amino acids. Lineage: Eukaryota; Metazoa; Arthropoda; Insecta; Diptera; Culicidae. The transcript is spliced from 7 exons. The record is from RefSeq and is a predicted model, not a curated record.
AUGCAGUUUUGCUUCGGAUGGAUCAUGGAUGUACGAAUUUCAUUACUACUGACAGUGAUCGUUAUGAUCGAUCUCGUCAUCACGCUGAAGGACGUGCGCGUCAGUGUUCCGGUCGCCAUCAAGCGGGGCGAUAAUGCAAAUUUAAUCUGCCAUUACGACAUGGAGGGCGACGAGCUGUACUCGGUCAAGUGGUACAAGGGCAAGCGGGAGUUUUACCGCUACACGCCGAAGGAAAUCCCCGCACUCAAAUCGUUCGUAGCGACCGGCUUCGCGGUGGAGCAACCUCUAUCGAACGGCAGCCAUUUGACGUUGAUGGGCUUGGAGUCGUCAGCUACCGGAAAGUACAGCUGCGAGGUUUCAGCCGACCUGCCUUCGUUCGACACGAUGAUCGUCUCCAGCGAGAUGGAGGUGGUCGACGUGCCAGUAACCAAGCCGCUAAUUACGGGCAUCAAGCAGUUCUAUCGGAUAGGUGAUGUGGUGGAGGGUAACUGCACGUCCUACAACUCGAAGCCGGCUGCCAAUCUCACCUGGCUACUGGAUGACAAAAAGAUCAAUGGCUCACAAAUCCUGCAGUAUCCACCCUACAAGGACGUUCGGAGCAGCCUCGACACAUCGACGCUCGGGUUGGCCUUCCCACUUUCACACCACUUUCUGGGUCGUAGCAAACUCAAAUUCAGCUGCGUGGCGAAGAUUCACGACGUGUACGAGCAGCGGGUGGAUCGGUGGAUUGAGGACGAGCGACCCAAACUUCUGGCCGCCUCCGCCUCACCGGUUGGGCUGAAUCCGGUCAACUACGUGCACUCGAUCUACGACCAAUCGUCGGCCUCGUCCUCCUACCACCACCACGACGGCAGUGACUUUGACAAUCAGAACAGCGACGCCUACAUGACGCACAUACAAGGAGACAUGUCAUCUUCAGCAUCGAGUCCAGCUCGGGCGGGAAUAAUCUCUCAAUCGGACGGUGGACACACGGCGGUGGCGGCGACGGCAGCAGUCGUUAUGCAAAUAGUGCUCUCGAUCCUGUCGACACUGGCCUUCGCCGUCAUUUCCGGAGGAGUUCUGGACGGCAAUGGCCGUGGUUUGCCGCCGGCCGUCGUCGUCGCUUCCUCAACAUGCGGUUCUCUCCAGUCAAGCGACAGCGCGAACGAGCGCGUUGAAGGCAGCAUCCUGGCCAUCUGA